AUGUCUAUAAGUUAUGUAGCAAGGAUAAUCAACGGCAAUUCUGAAGUAGGGAUUCUGGACCAAGUCCGUGAGCCCACUUUGAAGAUUUUUGUCAGGACCAUCGCGCAAAUCCACGUCCCUCUCCGUACUACGACACCACGUGCCACCCAAUAUCGAGCUCUCUCAACUCAGCCCAACCGGGCAUGCACUCAACAGACAAGCUCCAUACUUGCCACCACACCUCGAGCGUUGCACACGUCAUGCGCGAGGGACAGGGACUGGCAGGCGCCGAAGCCUUUCAAAAGAAGAGGUGGAGGGCGGAGUGUCCAAAACAACCCACUAGCGAGCUCCCACGCAUCCGAACCGGUAGCCAACGAUCCUUUCAGACACCUAUCCCAGAAUGACUAUGCCAGGCCAACGGCAAGGCCUCAGGCAUACAGGUCGAAGACAGGCGACUCCGGUGGCCGUGAACAGCGGUACAAACCGGCGGGAGGUGCCAGGAAACCGAGGCGGCCCAACCCGGAAUCGAAUACUCAGGGUGGCAACUGGGCUGAACCCAAAACCAAAGAACCCUGGAGGAUCCAGAAGGAGGCCCUGGCAAAAAAGUUCCCUGAAGGCUGGAAGCCGCGCAAGAAGCUGUCGCCCGACGCCCUAGUCGGCAUCCGGAUGCUGCACCAACAGUUCCCCGAUGAGUACACGACCGAGACGCUGGCGCAAAAGUUCGAGGUGUCGCCCGAGGCGAUCCGUAGGAUCCUGAAGGCGAAAUGGGUGGCGGACCCCGAGACGGAGGUCGAGCGGCAAGCGCGGUGGCACAACCGCGGCAAGCAGGUCUGGACGAAAUGGGCGGCGCUGGGCAAGAAACCGCCCAGGAAGUGGCGCGCCGAGGGCAUCGUCCGCGACCCCAUAUGGAACGAGCCGAGGGGUCCGAACCACAAAGACAAGGCGGCUCGUGCUGAAGCGCAGCGGAGGGAGGCGCAACGGAGGCUUGCGAGUGGGAUGAUGGGAUGA
Chaetomium globosum CBS 148.51 is the source of this 987-nucleotide messenger RNA. RefSeq lists its product as uncharacterized. The transcript is spliced from 3 exons. NCBI's taxonomy places the organism in Eukaryota, Fungi, Ascomycota, Sordariomycetes, Sordariales, Chaetomiaceae. Gene Ontology annotation, cellular component: nucleus. The record is from RefSeq and is a predicted model, not a curated record. The coding region runs from base 1 to 987 and encodes 328 amino acids.